This is a messenger RNA of Planococcus citri (citrus mealybug), 7351 nucleotides long. RefSeq lists its product as uncharacterized. The transcript is spliced from 20 exons. The record is from RefSeq and is a predicted model, not a curated record. The coding region runs from base 1023 to 5036 and encodes 1337 amino acids. NCBI's taxonomy places the organism in Eukaryota, Metazoa, Arthropoda, Insecta, Hemiptera, Pseudococcidae.
UUGCUUCGGGAAUGUUCGGGUACGCUCGGAAUACUUCCGCUGUUAUGAGACAUUUUAUUGGAGGAGCCUGCAGUGACGUAACGUCACAAAGGUUGUUGCGCGUGCGCCUGACGAAUGAACCGAACCAAACCAAACCAACCUCUGAAAUUCGUACAAACAACCUUGACUUGUUCAUUUUAGACAGUGGCGUAGCCAAGGGGGGGGGGGCGAAGGGGGCCAUGGCCCCCCCCUUGAGAGCAAAAAUUUGAAAGAAAACAUGCAAAAAUGGACGUUUUUUCGUUGUUUGGACCCAUUUUUUCCAAAAUUUUCGCUCUCGCUUCGCUCGAGCAGUAAUUUUGCCUUCAUUUUCAUAAAAUCACCACACAUUACAAUAGAUUUCCAGAAAAUUACCCCUCAUUUCGAUUUUUAUGCCUAAAAAUCUGGUUUUGCCCCCUCCUUAAGAAAAUCCUGGCUACGCCACUGAUUUUAGAAAAUUGGAAUUUCGGACGCCGAGUUCGCUCCUUCAGUUUUACGAUGUCUUGCGGUAAUUUUUUUCACGUAAAUGGUGUAAGUAGUGAAUUUUUAUUUCGAAUUCGCGUUAACUAAUGCAUUUGAUGGUCAAAAAGUGUUUGUUUGCUACGUGAAAGAUCGCAAUGAACGUGUUCCACCAUACUCAGUAAAGUACCUUACCGGUUACAGUGAACGGAAGAUUAUUUUGAAGUAUUAUACAAACGAUUUUGUGAUCGAAGACGUCAAUUACCUUACCGUCGUUAGUCGUUACAGAAUUAGUAAAUGUUGGUAAUAAGGCGAGUUGUGCUAAAGGAUCCAAAACGUACUGUGUUGAACUAUUGAAUCGCAGUGAACAUGUUCCUACACUAGUUACCUAGAACCUAGAACGGUGCAGCCGCCGGUCGGGCUCUUGGCAGCGAAAGAAACUUGAUACGAUUACGGAAAACGCAAUAUUUUAUGAUCGUAGACGACAUUAAUCUCAUUCUCUUUCGGUGUGGUGUAGGUACAGCAAUCAAUAAUAAUAGUGUGGCGUCAUGAACACUGCGGAUGAAAUGAUGGUUACCUCAUCAACUAAUACUGUCGAUAUCGAUAUCGAAGUAUCUGAAAUUUACACGUUAACGGUACCGAUAACUGAUACGUUGGAUCAAUCCGAUGACUGCAGCAUUCGUAAAACUGGCAUCAAUAAUUACAAGAAAAUACCGGUAGUUGUAACUUACUGCUCGCCUGCAGAAAAUUCUAAUACAAUUCGAGCGGUUUCUCUGCAGCAUGCUGUAAUGUUUGCAUUUCGUGUACAAGAUUCGAAUCCAUUCGAAACGUUUGUGCCGGAUAAGCAUGUUGAUGUUUUUAAAACAGCGUUUAAUUACAUGAAACUUGUACGAAAAUUACCGGUCGUUAAUGAGUUUUCAUUAAUGGAGAUUUUGGCGCAAUUGCAUCGUGUACCGUUAGCUGAAUUGUGGAGGAAAACCGAGCCGGAGUUGCAAUCUUUACGUGCGUUACACGAAUAUUUGGUACGAGAAAAGGCCGGCGGCGGAAUCACCGAACGUUAUCAAAAUAUCGAACGAGAAUUCGAGCAAAUGCUAGCAGCCGUUAAUGAAGUCGAUUGGGUUUCAAAUCCGAAGUUGACCCAAGAAUUGAUUUGGCGAGAUGAAAUAAGGCACCACGAGUACGCGAUUGAAACGUUGAAGACUGCAUUAAAUUCAGUACCUGAUACCAUGGUAAAAGUUACCCCUGCUGCUCCACAGCCAGAAGCAUUGGAUACUACCAAUGCCUCAGUAAAAGUUAGUCAUGCUACACAACCGGCCAAAGCAUUGGAUACUACUGAUGCCUCAGUAAAAGUUACUCAUGCUACUCAACAGCCCAAAGCAUUGGAUACUGAUGCCAAAGACGCCAAAGUAGAAAAAUCUGUUCAUGCUAAGCGACGGCUAAAAGCAAUGACUGAUGCCAAAUUGAAAGAUACUCAUGCUACCAGACAGCCGAAAGCAUUGGAUACUGAUGCAUCAGUAAAAAUUACUCAUGCUACUCGAUUGUCAAAAGCAUUAGAUAAAGUACCUGAUACCUUGGUAAAAGUUACCCCUGCUGCUCCACAGCCAGAAGCAUUGGAUACUACUGAUGCCUCAGUAAAACUCACUCAUGCUACUCAACCGCCCAAAGGAUUGGAUACUACUGAUGCCUCAGUAAAAGUUACUCAUGCUACUCAAUGGCCCAAAGCAUUGGAUACUGAUGCCAAAGACACCAAAGUAGAAAAAUCUGUUCAUGCUAAGCGACGGCUAAAAGCAAUGACUGAUGCCAAACUGAAAGAUACUCAUGCUACUCGACAGCCCAAAGCAUUGGAUACUGAUGCAUCAGUAAAAAUUACUCAUGCUACUCAAUUGUCAGAAGCAUUAGAUAAAGUACCUGAUACCUCGGUAAAAGUUACCCCUGCUACUCAACUGCUGAAAGCAUUAGAUACUACUGAUGCCUCAGUAAAAGUUACUCAUGCUACUCAACCGCCCACAGCAUUGGAUAUUAAUGCCGAAAUAGAACAAUUUCAUGCUUCGCAACAGCUACUAGCAUUGGCUGAUGCCAAAUUAAAAGCUACUGAUGCCACUCGACAGCCCAAAGCAUUGGAUACUGAUGCCUCAGUAAAAAUUACUCAUGCUACUCGACAGCCAAAAGCAUUAGAUAAAGUCCCUCAUAUCUCGGUAAAAGUUACCCCUGCUACUCAACAGCUAAAAGCAUUAAAUACCGAUGUCCCAAUAAGAGAUGCUCUUGUUACUCGACAGAGAAAAGAAUUGCUCACCGAUGCCUCAGUAAAAAUUACUCAUGCUACUGGACAGCCAACCGUGCUAGAUAAAGUCCAUGACACCUCAGUGAAAAUUACCCCCGCUACUCAACAGCUAAAUGCAUUAAAUACUGAUGCCCGGAUGAGAGUUGAUCUUGCUACUCAACCGCCCAAAGAAUUGGAUAUGAAUGCCAAAAUAGAAAAAUUUCAUGUUUUGGGAUGGCUACAAGCAUUGCCUGAUGCCAAAGUAAAAGCUACUCAUGCUACUCGACAGCCCAAAGCAUCGGAUACUGAUGCCUCAGUAAAAAUUACUCAUGCUACUCGACAGCCAAAAGCAUUAGAUAAAGUCCCUGAUACCUCGGUAAAAGUUACCCCUGCUACUCAACUGCUGAAAGCAUUGGAUACUACUGAUGCCUCAGUAAAAGUUACUCAUGCUACUCAACUGCCCAAAGCGUUGGAUAUUGAUGCCAAAAUAUUGGAUAUUGAUGCCAAAAUAGAAAAAUAUUAUCCUUCGCAUUGGCAACAGCUACAAGCAUUGCGUGAUGCCAAAUUAAAAGCUACUCGUGCUACUCAACAGCCCAAAGCAUUGGAUAUGGAUACUGAUGCUUCAGUAAAAAUUACUCAUGCUACUCGACAGCCAAAAGCAUUAGAUAAAUUUCCUGAUAUCUCGGUAAAAGUUACCCCUGCUACUCAACAGCUAAAAGCAUUAAAUACCAAUGUCCCAAUAAGAGAUACUCUUGUUACUCGACAGAGAAAAGAAUUGCUCACCGAUGCCUCAGUAAAAAUUACUCAUGCUACUCGACAGCCAACAGCAUUAGAUAAAUUUCCUGAUAUCUCGGUAAAAGUCACCCCCACUACUCAACAGCUAAAAGCAUUAAAUACGGAUGUCCCAAUAAGAGAUACUCUUGUUACUCGACAGAUGAAAGAAUUGCUCACCGAUGCCUCAGUAAAAAUUACUCAUGCUACUCGACAGCCAACAGCGUUAGAUAAAGUCCCUGAUAUCUCUGUAAAAGUUACCUCCGCUACUCAACAGCUGAAAGCAUUAAACACUGAUGCUCCGAUUAGAGUUAGUCUUGCUAUUCAACCGCCCAAAGCAUUGGAUACUACUGAUGCCUCAGUAAAAGUUACUCAUGCUACUCAACCACCCAAAGAAUUGGAUCCUGAUGCCACAGUAAAAAUGUUCUAUGCUAUGCGACGGCUACAAGCAUUGGCUGAUGCCAAAGUAAAAGCUACUCAUGUUACUCGACAGCCCAAAGCAUUGGAUACUGAUGCCUCAGUAAUAAUUACUCAUACUACUCAACCGCCCAAAGCAGUGCUUACUGAUACCGAAGUAAAAUUAAUUCAUGCUAUGCGACAGCUAAAGGCAUUGAUUGAUGCCGAAGAAAAAGCUACUCGUGCUACUAGACAGCCCAAAGCAUUGGAUACUGAUGCCUCAGUAAAAAUUACUCAUGCUACUCGACAGCCAACAGCAUUAGAUAAAGUCCCCGAUACCUCUGUAAAAGUUACUCCCGCUACUCAACAGCCAAAAGCAAUAGAUUCAUUACUUGAUCCUUUGGUGGAAUUUGCCCGUGCUUAUUCACUGUCACCAGCAUUUAAAACGAAAUAUAUGGAAAGAUUUGGCGCAUCCGCCGCUAAACAACUCUACGAUUUAUCCAUUGAAUUACAAUUGAAAUAUAAAGAAGCAUUAUCGAAACCGUAUCCCUGGAGUGAUCAUUCAUCUAGUGAACUAUUAAGUCCUCCAAUAUUCUGCGGAGAUCGUACUUUACAAGAGCGAUACGAUUUAUUAACACGCCGAUCUGGAAGCUCGAUAGUUCAGAAAAUCACCUACGAAAAUAAGACAUAUCACUUAGCGAUCGAUGGUGGAUUAAUUGUGUGGAAUUGUCGUACCGAUCCGAAGCCUGCGCGGUUCAUGAGAUGUUUUUCCUUCCGAGAUGCUACGAUAUCUGCACUUACUUCGUUAUUUACCGGAGCUUUUUUGAUUCCAUUCAAAUACGGCCUAUGGAUGAGUUACGUGUGUCGCAAACCCUUAUGCGGAAAAGUAUGGAGAUUUGCAUCAGAACGAGAUGCCCAUGAAAUAGAAGUCGAAGAAAUAGUAAUUCAUGGACAGAGAAGGAAAAAGUGUCAUUAUUCGCACGCUGAAGCGUUACAAGAUUGGAAGUUAUGGAGAAAUGGCGACGCUACACCUCCCCAUGCUGAUACUUCUCACGCACCUACGUUUUAUGAUUUUGACGAUAUUACUGAUGAUGAAGGUAAUGAUGAUCCACCUUUGAAACGAAGACGUUAUUGAAUCUUUUUGUAAUUUUUGUGAAGUUAUGUAUCAUUUUGAUGAUGCUGGUCUGUUUUGUUUGUUGUUGGUUUUCUUUUUUUUUUUUUAACAUUUUCUUCCAUCAUGUUAUUUUUUGACAUCUGUAAGCAAUUGUAGCGAAAUUGUGUCCUAUUUUACUUGAUUUGUCAUCUUAGUUUUUGAAAACCUUCAGUAACCGGUUCGUCAUGUUGACUGUUAAUUCAAUUUUCGGUGAUAUUUCUUUAUUUUUUGGUAGUUUUCUAUAAUUUUGGAGAUUUUUACGCAUUUUUUUCUGCUGUUUUAACCAGUUAAGGAGAAAGGGAUGAACAAAGAGAGGGUUCCAAGUUUUCGAUAAUUUGAAACUAAACAUUGAAGGAAAAAGUUUUAUGGAAUUACAAAAUGAAAUUCUUGUCAAAAAAAUAGUUGAUAUUGCAUUAAAAGUACGAGCCUCAGAUUUCUGCAGUUUUUUUUAUGCUUAUCGAGCAUUUUUGAAUUUACAGUUUAUUCGAAUUUCAAUUCUUUUUCAUGUAGUAUAAAAAAAUAUUAAUUUCUCUCAAAAUUAUGUCAAAUAUUGAAACAUUGUAUCGCGUUGUAUUGUGUUUUUGAAUUUUUUUUAGCUGUAUUAACUUACUGAUUUUAACUAUGUCGAGUUUAAACCGUCGCGUCGUCAAAUUGUGAAAAGGUUCGUGGAUUUUUAUAAUAAUUUCGCAGUUCCGAGGUUUUUUGUCUGCUUCUAGAAGUUUUUAACUUGUUUUUUUGUUCAUUUUAUUCAUUUUAACUAGUUUAAAGGUGUUUUAUAUAAUUUUACCGAUGUCGAUCAGAAGUUUGAUGAUUUUUUAUUGAUUUUAUUGGGUUACCGAUUUUUUUUUUUGUUUUUGUUUUUUAGCAUCACGAUUGUAGGUGUCGCAUUUUUUAUUUUUUUGCAGUCAUUUUAAAUGUAUUUUUUCACGAUCGUUUUCAUUUAAUUUUUCGUGAUGAUUUUGAAUGCAUUUUUUUGUUUUUUUUUUUUCAAUUUUAAAUGGAUUUUUUGAGGCGAUUUCGAAUUCAUUUUUUAUGGUGCUUCGAAAGGAUUUUACUGUGGAAUAAAAUUCUAAAUGAAUUGCUUAGUGAUCAUUUCAGAUAAAUACUUAGAUAUUUAAAGAUGAUAGGGGGCUUGCUCGGCGCCUCAAUAUUGGUACGGGCCAGAGGUUGGUGCGUACGGACCUGUCGACCGAGCUCGGACUGCCCUUGUAGCCGUCCUAGGCGAGGUUAGGGUAGAAAUCCGUGCGCCGUCUACUUGCUUACUGCUUCCCGGCGGUACACGUGCCGACCGGGGUUUCUACAGGAUCGGCUUAUCAAAGAGGAUGUAGGCUGGCGCCUUUCAGGCGGUCUGUUAUCACACUUCGUACGAGUGUAACUUGUAUUCCUACGCUGCGCUGACGUCAGCGUGUUGUAAAUUUUACCCUCGUACGAAGUUAUAAUAUGACCUGUCUGCGGGGUUAGCUAUAUACCUUGCCUUGAGGAUCAAGUUCAGCCUAUCCCGCAGUGUUGGCGAUUUGGUCGAAUGCCAUGACAGAGUCAUGAACAUUCUACAGCACUGCCGGUGGUGAGUGUAGGGAAUUGAGAUAUGUUCCAGAGAGUCCGGCCCGACAAAGGGUUCGAUUCGCUGGACUGUUGAGAGUGCAAGAAGAGCGGGUGUCGAUCUGGAUUUUUAUGCUUUGUUUGAAUCUAGUUAAAGGUGUAAGGUUUUUCCGUCAUCGUAAUGUGGGAGAGUAUUUGAAAAUUGAUCUAUUGAAAUGAUUAGCAUCGAACUUUCUAGGAAUGUGUUUUAGUCAUCAUUGUGGUCGGAUGGGAGAUGACUGGGGUUCGAUUUUGGUACUGUGGGCAGAGUCAGUGGUACAAGUGAGUCGUUACUAUGUUACUUAUGUUUAAGUUAGUUUACACACAUCGAUCCAGGUGAGUGGUUUUAUUUUAAUUACUUAUUGAUUACUUUAUUUUUGUCAAUUUUGAGAUGAAAGAUAAGUGAGGAGCAAAAUUGUUGAUCAUUCAUGCUGGUUUAUGAUGAAGUUCGUGGAGAAAUUAAAAUUAGCCCCCCCUCCCGCCCCUCUUGUUUUUAUGUGUAUUAUGUUUAUGUUGUAUCAUUUCUGUUUUGUUUUUUUUUGUUGAAAAUUUGUAUCAUACCACAUGUUAUUAUUAUUCGUGUAUUUUUGUAAUGGCCAAUCAUGGUUUUUCACUGUCCAGCGGCCGGCAGUGUUUUUUAUUCCAGAUUGGUCAACGUGUUGUAGAAUUAAGUUUGUAUUGAUUUCUUUGCCGUUAAAAAAUUGAAACGAUUUUUGUUU